AUGAAGUUCCCUUCUCUUUGGGAAGGGGCCUCACUGAAGACCCUUCUCCUCUUCUCUGCCAUCUUCCUGAUCCUAGCAAGUUAUCUGCAGAGGAGGAGGCGCCACCCUAACUCCCCGCCUGGCCCUUUUCGGCUGCCCUUACUGGGCAACACCUUUCACAUGGAUGUUAAAAAACCUCACAUAUCCCUCCAAGAGACUGUCAAGAAAUAUGGAAAUAUUUUCUCCUUGGAACUGCUUGGUUCUCCUGUUGUAGUCGUAACUGGAUUGCCACUGAUCAAGGAAGUCCUGGUCAACCAAGGCCAUGUGUUUAUUGAUCGCCCCCACACUCCAUUGCGGUCUUAUAUCUUUAAAACAUUUGGCUUAAUCAUGUCUAAUGGUCAAGAGUGGAAAGAUCAAAGAAGAUUCACCUUAAUGACCCUAAGGAAUUUCGGCUUGGGAAAGAGGACCCUGGAACUUCGGAUCCAGGAAGAGGCCACAUGCCUCACUGAGGCUAUCAAGGAAGAAAAAGGACAGCCCUUUGACCCCCACUUUCCAAUCAACAAUGCUAUUUCCAAUGUCAUCUGUUCUGUCACUUUCGGGAAUCGCUUUGAGUAUCAUGAUUCCCAGUUUCGGGAGCUGCUGAAGAUCUUGGAUGAAGUCAUAGUCCUUCAAACCAGGUGGGAGUGUCAGCUCUUUGAAAUAUUUCCUUGGAUAAUGAAAUACUUGCCAGGAGCUCACAAGAAGCUCUUUAGAGAAAUGAAGAAGCUGGAGUCUUUUGUAUUGGAUAUUAUCAGACAACACAAGGAAAACCUGAACUCAGAGGAGGCUCAUGACUUCAUUGAUGCUUACCUGAAGGAGCUGUCCAAGUACUCAGGUAACGUCAGCCCUAGUUUUAAUGAAGACAAUUUAGUCUCGUGCACCCUGGACCUCUUCUUUGCUGGAACAGAGACAACUUCGAGCACUCUGCGGUGGGCUCUGCUGUAUAUGGCAUCUUAUCCAGAGAUCCAAGGCAAAAUACAAGAUGAGAUCGACAGGGUAAUUGGCCAGUCCCGACUGCCCACCAUGGCCGAUAAGGAGAACAUGCCCUACACUAAUGCGGCCAUCCAUGACGUUCAGAGAAUGGGCAACAUUCUUCCUUUCAAUGUGCCUAGAAUGGCCAGAGUUGAUACCACAGUGGCAGGGUAUCACGUACCAAAGGGGGCCUUACUGGUGACCAAUCUGACUGCCUUGCACAGGGACCCCAAGGAGUGGGCUACCCCUGAUACCUUCAACCCAGAACAUUUUCUGGAGAAUGGCCAGUUUAAGAAAAGAGAGUCCUUUCUGCCUUUCUCAGCAGGGAAGAGGAUCUGCCUGGGAGAACAGCUGGCUCGUGCUGAGCUCUUCAUUUUCUUCACUUGCCUGCUUCAGAGAUUCACUUUCCAGGCUCCCCCAGACACCCAGCUGAGUCUGGACUUCCGAAUUGGCCUGACCCUAUCUCCUGUCUCCUACAAAAUCUGUGCCCUUCCUCGGGAGACCCAGCCCAAGCUUGGCCCAUAG
This is a messenger RNA of Gracilinanus agilis (Agile Gracile Mouse Opossum), 1515 nucleotides long. Its product is annotated as cytochrome P450 2J2-like. Gene Ontology annotation, biological process: xenobiotic metabolic process. NCBI's taxonomy places the organism in Eukaryota, Metazoa, Chordata, Mammalia, Didelphimorphia, Didelphidae. The record is from RefSeq and is a predicted model, not a curated record. The transcript is spliced from 10 exons. Gene Ontology annotation, cellular component: intracellular membrane-bounded organelle; cytoplasm. Gene Ontology annotation, molecular function: oxidoreductase activity, acting on paired donors, with incorporation or reduction of molecular oxygen, reduced flavin or flavoprotein as one donor, and incorporation of one atom of oxygen; iron ion binding; heme binding. The coding region runs from base 1 to 1515 and encodes 504 amino acids.